UCACCCAAAGCCAAUAGUUAUAUUCAUCUUUAUCAAGAAAUUGUUAAAGCCGAAGCUGAAAAUGAUACUACAAGUCAAAAUCAUACUUUCACAAAUACAACUUGGAGUUUACUUGGUUAUUUAAAAUACAGAGAAUGCGAAGAUGAUUUUACAAGUGAUAAAUCAACAGAACACAUGUCUUAUGUUAAAAACCUUGAAUACCUUAAGGAAAAUUCGAAAGAAUGUCAACAACCAGCUGAGUACAUCUUGGUUGGUGACAGUGGGGUACAUCCUUCUUUAAGCAUCAAGUAUGAAAAAAUGAGUGAAGAUGUAAACUCUUUCUGGCAGUCUAUUAAUAUGAAGAAACAGCUUGAUAUAAAAAAGUUGCAGUGUGCAGGAAAUGCACUGGAUGCGAUCACCAACGAAACACAUUUAAGAUCAGUUGUAAUGAGUGAAAUAAUAUCUAUUAUGAAACAUCCACUAGAGCAUAGUGACGAUGUCUACCACAAUGAAAUUGGCACACUAGCAUUUUACAUAAUCUAUCAACAAAGUGUCAGCAGUAACAAUAAAGAAUUUGAAAGAUGGUUACGCAAAUAUAAGCGUUUUGCCGGGGCCAUGACAGUUUUAUCAAUGGUGCACAUUGAGGUGUUGAGAUUAUUAAAUUCCAAAUUCUUGGGAUUGGAAAUUUUCAAGGCUAGAUUUGAUCAUGGCGCGGUAAAAAAGAUCUUUAUUGGUGGUCUGUUCAAUUUGAUUAUUGAAGAUAUUCCUCAGCUUGUAAUUGCGGCAUUAUAUCAACAAAAAACGCAAUCAAGAGAAGUAAUACCAAUCUUGACAAUAAUAUCAGGUGUAAUAAUGUUAUUAAAUGAUCUGAUUAGUAGGAUAUAUGAACUUAUAACAGUACCAAAACCUCGUAAAUCAGAUGUAAAUCCAAGUAAUAUAAUUAAUUCAAACCCUGGUCUAAACGAAACAAGUCUUUACCCAAAACAUAGUAAUAAGUCUGGCAAUCUAGAUAAUACAAGUAAUCCAAGUUUAGGCAAUCCAAAUUUUUAUUCAAACCAUAUUAAUAAUAGUUCACAUCAUGAUCUAAAUGGUAAUUACCGAUCACUAGAUCAAAAUUAUCCAUUACAACCAAUAACAAAUUAUCCAUUACAACCAAUAACAAAUUAUCCAUUACAACCAACAACAAACUAUCCAUUACAACCAACAACAAACUAUCCAUUACAACCAAUAACAAACUAUCCAUUAUCAUUAACAACACAACCGAUUGUACCAAACAAUCAACAGAUUGAAAUUUCACCUGAGGGACAACCUUAUACUACUGGUUAUGUAUAUGUUCCAAAUUAA
Entrophospora sp. SA101 is the source of this 1323-nucleotide messenger RNA. The record is from the annotation of a GenBank genome assembly. NCBI's taxonomy places the organism in Eukaryota, Fungi, Glomeromycota, Glomeromycetes, Entrophosporales, Entrophosporaceae.